AUGCUCGAAACAAUUAAAGCAAUUGGCGUUCUUGAUUACGAUAAAUGGUUGGAGCCAAAGAGGUUUGAUUAUACUCCACGGGAUAUGCGUCCAGUGGAUGUUGAUAUCAAGAUUAUUGCUUGUGGAAUUUGUGGAUCUGACAUCCACUGUGCAAAGGGUGACUGGGGUAGGCCAUAUGCUCCGAUAGCCGUUGGUCAUGAAAUUGUUGGACAUAUUGUUGCCCUAGGUGAUGAAGUUGAUAAGUCCAAAUUUCACAUAGGGGACCGGGUUGGUGUUGGCGCCCAGUGUGACUCGUGUAGCAGUUGCUGGAGGUGUGUCAACGGGUUCCAAAAUAAUUGCGAUGAGCAACAGACUACCUAUGGUUCCACUUACCCCGAUGGAACAAAUAAUCAGGGUGGUUAUGCCAACUAUAUUAGGAUAAGCAACAGAUUUGUGUUUAAGAUUCCAGAUGCUUUGGAUACUCUCAGUGCAGCUCCUUUGAUGUGUGGUGGUAUCACAGGUUUCAAGCCAUUGCUUAGUGCUGGUGUCAAGAAGGGUACGAAAGUUGGCGUUCGAGGUAUCGGUGGUAUUGGUCACAUGUGCAUUUUGUUUGCGAAGGCUAUGGGUGCAGAGGUUACAGCAAUUUCAAGAAGCGAUCGCAAGAAGGAACUCGCUAAGAAGCUGGGAGCAGAUCAUUAUAUUGCCACCUCGAACCCUGAAUUUCCUGCUUCCUAUAAAGACAAAUUCGAUGUCGUUGUUAACACUGCUUCGACCUUUGACGCCUCGCAGGUGAAGUCUGUUAUGUCGACGUUGAGACCCAGUGGUAAGUUUGUAUUCAUUACUGCUCCUCCUAUUAGCGUUAAACUUGAAUUCGAGCCUUUCUUCAUGUUGCAUGGAAGUUAUUCAAUUGGCGGUUCAGCAAUUGGCUCUCCUGCUGAUAUCGAGUACAUGUUGCAAUUCGCGGCAGAUAACAAGAUUAAACCUUGGGUGGAGACGAUGGAUAUAAACGAGGCCGAUGUUUGUACUGCUUGGAAGAGAAUGGAGUCUGGUGAUGUUAAGUUCAGAUUUGUUCUCACAGGCUAUGACAAGUAUUUUGUAUAG
Molecule: messenger RNA, 1080 nt
Organism: Brettanomyces nanus
Lineage: Eukaryota; Fungi; Ascomycota; Pichiomycetes; Pichiales; Pichiaceae
Exons: 1
Coding region: 1-1080 (359 amino acids)
Biological process (GO): alcohol metabolic process
Molecular function (GO): alcohol dehydrogenase (NADP+) activity; zinc ion binding
Source: RefSeq, a predicted model, not a curated record